Messenger RNA from Mercurialis annua (annual mercury), 2377 nucleotides. Its product is annotated as transcription termination factor MTERF2, chloroplastic. The coding region runs from base 54 to 2066 and encodes 670 amino acids. The transcript has 6 exons. The record is from RefSeq and is a predicted model, not a curated record. Gene Ontology annotation, biological process: regulation of DNA-templated transcription. NCBI's taxonomy places the organism in Eukaryota, Viridiplantae, Streptophyta, Magnoliopsida, Malpighiales, Euphorbiaceae. Gene Ontology annotation, molecular function: double-stranded DNA binding.
UCUCAACGCCACCACUUUAUCAUCCAUUACACUCUGAUGAUCAACAAACUCCAAUGCUGUCCUGUUCACACUACCACCCUACCCUCCACCACCACCACCACCAUUACAACCACCGCAAGACCCAUCAUUCCACCGCCACCUUCCUCAUCUUCGCCUCCACUCCCUCAAAUGACCCAAUCAUCCGCACCCACAACUCAAAGACAUCAGCUUUCCUACUCCACACCCUAAACCAACACAAACCCCAGCUCCAAAACGAACCCCAUUCACCCCAAAAACAAGAACAAAAAAUUCAAGAAGCUAUAACCCAAGAAGAAAAAGUUAAGCUUUUAGAACUAACCCUUGUCACUAAAAAACGCAUCCCUCAAUUCCCAGGUUCUAAUUUUCCUCAGUUUCCUGCUCAAAAGGUGUCACCUUUGGACACCCUUUUUGAUAAAGAUGGUUAUGAUGAUGAAGAGGAAAUGAUAGUGAAGGCUGUUGAGAUUAGGAGGAAGGUUACUGCUGAGAUUUUUAAACAAGUUAUGAUGAAAAAGGGGAAGUUUGGGAUUACUUAUUCUACUAAUUUGGCUGAUAGGUUGAGUGAUUUUAUUGAUUUUGUUAUGAUAAAGGCUGCUGCUUUGAAGAAAUUGCAUGAGUUUGAGGGUUUGAGCUUUAAUGCUAGAGCUAAGUAUGUUAUUGAGGAGUUGGAUGUUGUGCCACUUAUCAGGUGGCUGAAACACAAUGGAUUGUCAUAUCCUAGGAUUGCUAAGCUCAUUCGUGCAGCAGGAGGAGAUGUUGAGUCCAUCCGACGCUUAGCCGAUUGGUUGAAGUCAAUUCAUGUGAGGGGGGAGUUUAUUGGAGUUGUUCUUACAAAAGCAGGAGAUAACAUUUUAGAGCGCGGAAAUAAAGAACUAGUUGAAAUUGUUGAGUGUUUAGAGAGCAAUGGAGUGAGGAGGGAUUGGAUGGGAUAUGUGAUGAGUCGUUGUCCUAAAUUGUUGUCAUAUAGCCUGGAACACGUGGAAACUCGAGUUAAGUUCUACAUGGAUAUGGGAAUGAAUAAGACGGAUUUUGGGACAAUGGUCUUUGAUUGUCCUAAGGCACUUGGCCACUUUACUCUGGAAGAGAUGAACCAAAAGGUCGAUUAUCUUAAGGCGUUUGGCCUCAACAAUGAAGAUGUUGGAAAAUUACUAGCAUUUAAGCCAGAAUUGAUGUGUUGUAGCAUUGAGGAAAGAUGGAAGCCUCUUGUUAAGUAUUUUUACUACCUUGGUAUUUCCCGAGAUGAUAUGAAGAGAAUACUCACCAUUAAACCAAUUGUUUUCUGUGUUGAUCUGGAACAAACUAUAUUGCCAAAGGUGCGAUUUUUUAAGGACGUAGGUGUUAGAGAAGAUGCUAUUGGCAACAUGCUUGCAAAAUUUCCUACAUUGUUAACGUACAGCCUGUACAAGAAAAUCCGGCCAGUGGUCAUAUUCUUGAUGACGAAGGCUGGAGUCAGUCGAAGAGAUAUUGGGAAAGUGAUAGCUUUGGGGCCACAACUUUUGGGAUGCAGCAUAACACACAAGCUUGAUAUCAGCGUCAAAUACUAUUUGUCGCUGGGCAUAAAUAUUCGUCAGUUGGGUGAGAUGAUUGCUGAUUUUCCUAUGCUCCUUCGUUACAAUAUUGAUCUCCUACGGCCAAAAUAUCGUUACUUGAGGCGAACCAUGAUCCGACCAUUACGUGAUCUCAUCGAGUUUCCUAGGUUCUUCAGCUAUUCUCUCGAGGGACGAAUAAUUCCAAGGCACAAAGUUAUAGUAGAGAAUGGGAUCAAUUUUAAACUACGCUACAUGUUGGGCACAAGUGAUGUCGAAUUUCAAAAGAUGGUCGAAGCUGCCGUUGAAAGGCGCCGAAGAUUUGAAUCUGGUUUGAUCAAUGUCACUGAAUCUAAUUCACAUUCACAAAUAGUUGAUUCUUCAUGUCUCGAACUUGAUACUCGAUUUAAUCCUCAAGUCGCUGAUGAUGCUUCAGGAGAAGGUGUGGAUCAUUUUUCGGAUACAGAGGAAAAUGUCGAUCAUUGUUCGGAUACAGAGAGUUCUGAUCAUUUUUUGGGUACUUAACUUAAUUAUAUACCUUAUCACAAAUGAUUCUAGAAAAAAAUUCAACUGCUUCCUGUUUAUAUGUAAAUCCCAAUGGUUUUUAAUGCAUAUAUCUUUAUGCUAGUUCAUCAGAGAGAAAAAAAUGAGUAGGAAAUUAAAUGAAAGAAAUUAAACAUUAUAGGACUGUCAAUGGUUUAGUUGAACAAACUGGUCUAACCAGCAUUCACUGGUUUAUCAUGCUCAUUGUACAAAAUCCAGAAAAGCUGUACAAUUAUUAAUUUAAAGACCAUUAUGAUCAAUGUAUUAAUAUACAAAAUCUCAAUUUGCUCUUA